Bombus terrestris (buff-tailed bumblebee) is the source of this 2470-nucleotide messenger RNA. It is a transcript of the gene Rbpn-5, whose product is annotated as rab GTPase-binding effector protein 1. Gene Ontology annotation, molecular function: GTPase activator activity; growth factor activity; metal ion binding. Lineage: Eukaryota; Metazoa; Arthropoda; Insecta; Hymenoptera; Apidae. The record is from RefSeq and is a predicted model, not a curated record. Gene Ontology annotation, cellular component: intracellular membrane-bounded organelle. The transcript is spliced from 9 exons. Gene Ontology annotation, biological process: endocytosis. Bases 324 to 2201 code for a protein of 625 amino acids.
GUCCAUACCGUUUAAAAUAUCGAUACGGAUUGAUGAGGAAGUGCUGAUAAUACACCGCUUAGUAGACCGCUAAAUCGUUGAGGUUGAUUUUUCUGUUUCAUUCUACAAAACAUUGGUUUUGCGUGGUUGAUGCGUCAUUUCGAUUCUGGCCAUCUCGAUAGAAUGAAUGUCGGUGAAACCUAAAAGCUGGUGUCGGCACGUGUGUCAUAAUGUCACCGAAAGAUUCGGUCGAGGAGCAUUUAACGAUACACUUUUCAAUCUUGUACGAACGACAGUGACCCACCCCAACAAAAUUCGGUUUUGUCAAGCGAAAUCACCGAACGAUGGAAAACCAUACACAGGAUAAUGCGAUCAACAUGAACGAAAGUGAGGAUUUGCAAGAAAAGGUAAAUCGAUUGGAGUCAGAGACCGUGAAAAUGCGGGAAGAAUUUAAUGUUCAAAGAGCCAAGAUGAAAGAACUGUUUCUUCAAAAAGAAGAGGAAUUGAAAAGACGAUUGCAAGAUAACACAUGUUUGCAAAAGGAGAAUGCUAAGUUGAAAAAUGAAUUGGACGAAGCAAAGAGCCAAUUGGUUGUAACAGACUUGAAAGUUCAAAAUGAUAUACUUAUUGAGAAGAGAAAGGCACAAGAAGAAAUAGCAUCUUUACAGAGGGUUAUACAUGAAACAAUGGAGGAAUCUUCUUGUUCACGCAAGCAGCUAGAUACAGAAUUGGCUAAAUUAAAAAUUACUCUCUCCAAAUUACAAGAGGAGAAUGCAUUGAUAAAGUCACAAUUACCACGAGAUCCACCUAUAGAUGGUCCACAGAUAUCACUCUCCACAGUAACGAAAACAAUAGCUCGAAAAGUAGUUUCUCAACUAGGUGCAGAUGCUCUAUCUUUAGGUCCUGAUAAUCUUGAGGAAAGCAUGAGGAAGGUAAAAAGAUAUGCGCAGGAAGAUGCGGAAGUUUUACGCUCGCUGGUAGUGCCGCUCGAGGAAGAGAUUAAAGCCUUAAAGGAAAAAUUAAGAGCGACGGAUGACGAACUCCAGAAGUGUAAAGAGAUACAGUUGCAGAAGAAACAGCAGGAACCUGGUUCCUCUGAGUCAAUAUGUGAUAUGUGUGCAAAUUACGAAGCACAAUUAGUUAAGAUGCAGGCAGCUGCUAAAGAAUUCGAGAAGCAGCAAUUAGAUUCUGAGCGAAUGUUACAAGUACAGAAAGAAGAUUUAGCUAAGGAAGUAGAAUUUAGAAAGGAAAUGGAGGAAAAAUGGAACGAAAAGAAAGAGGAGCAUAAAAUCAAAGUGGCAGAACUUACUGUUACCUCGCAAACGUUGCAACAGACUUUAACCGAAGCGAAAAAAACUUUUGAACAAGUUCAGAGAAGCGUAAAAGACGAACUUGUGAAAUUAACACGUGGCCGAGAAGAAGUACAAAGACACCUUAUCGCACUGCAAAAGGAAAAUGAAAACUUGGUCGGUAAACAUAGCAAGCAUUCCCAGCAACUACAGAGUGAGAGUAUUAAUAUGCCGAACAAUGUCGAGGAAUUGCACGUUAGCCUUUUAAAAAUGCGAGAAGAUUUGAUCACAGCUAAAGUUGCUCAAGAAGUCGCGCAAGAGAAAGAAGAGACACUGCGAUACGAAGUGACCUUGCUUCAUGAACAAAUGGAACAGGAAAGUAGAGUAAAGGAACAAGAAAUAUUGGUAUUAAAAAAUGAAAUUAGUGGUUUAAGAACGCAGCUAGAUAAAUAUGUACGAGAUCAUCGAUCCCUUGCCGAGAGGGAAGAGAAGCUGGAACGAUUAGAAAAACAAUUAGAUGCUGUUUUAAAAGAAAAUAAACAAGCCGAGUUAAAAGUGGCUGAAUUACGACAAAGAGUUACCAGUCUUCAACAAGAGCUAGAUACUAGUGAAGCAGUGCAGAAAGACUUUGUUAGGUUGUCACAAUCUUUACAGGUACAACUAGAAAGAAUUAGGCAAGCUGGUAGCGAAGUACGAUGGCAACAUGAAGAGGACAUAGAAGAAUGUCCUAGUUGUCAUACUACAUUCACGGUUACAAAGAAGAAGGUGCAUUGCCGCCAUUGUGGCCAUAUAUUUUGUCAGUCUUGCCUUUCACAUGUUGUGAAAAGUGGACCGAAACAAAGACCAUCCAGAGUCUGUGAUGUUUGCCAUACAUUAUUGGUACAAGAUACAGCACCAUAUUUUAGCCAAGAACCACCACAUACACCUGACUAAAUAUUCUAAAGAAAAUCAGUCCAACAAGAUGUGCAAUAUCAAUUUGGAAGAUAUAGAGAUGAUAUUAGUUCACCGGGGCUAGAUAUGAUUCCUAUUACCUGACAACUGGAGUGAUAAAAUAAAUAUCGUGUAAAUACAAAUUAUGUACUACUUAAUGUUUAUUGUAAUUUAAAAGAUUAAAGCUUUUGAAUGUAUGUGAGUUAUUCAAAAAUUUGUGAAUAUUUAUCUAUCUUGUUAUUGACAUUAUUAAAAUAAGUCUUCACAUAGAA